AUGAAAACCAAAGUCCGGUUCGAUGGUCUGGAUGUGGCUGCCAUGGUGGCCCAAUGGAACCGUGUGGCCUUGGGACGUCGUGUGAUUAAUAUUUACGAUGGUCCGAACGGAGAUACCUACUUGUUCAAAUUGGACAAGAGUUCCAAUGCUCAAACCAAUACGGCGCAAGGUGACAACAACAACAGCAACAACAACAACGGAAACAGUUCCAACAAUAACAACAACAACAACAACAACAACCAAUCUUCCAAUCUCAUUUUGCUCAUGGAAUCCGGUAUUCGCUUCCAUUCCACACGACAACCGGUGGACACGCCUGGAAUGCCAUCGCCCUUUUGUUCCAAACUGCGCAAGCAUUUGCGAGGCUUGCGAUUGGAGCAGGUGCAACAGCUGGGAAACUACGACCGUGUGGUCCAUUUAGUCUUUGGAAGUGGUGAUCAACAGCGUCAUUCCUUGUUGCUGGAAUUGUACUCCAAGGGUAACAUUAUUUUGACCAAUGCGUCGUUUACCAUUUUGUCCCUGCUGCGAUCCCACGAAUACGAAGACAAAAGUGGUGGUGGUGGUGGUGGUGAUAAUGCUACUGCUGCUGCUGGUGCUGGUGAUAGUGAUACCGUGAACAACAACAAAAACAACAAAAAUGGUAGUCAACAAGUCAAGGUGAAAGUGGGACACGCGUAUCCAGUCACGUAUGCUACCACCAUGAAUGCCAUUCAGAGUGAAACGGGCGAGGAAUCCAAAGAAGCGGAUGUCACAACCACAACCUUUUUGGAUGCCCCCAAUCCAAUGGAAUGGUACCAAGCCUAUAGUGAAGAUCAACAAAAGAAGGAACAGGAGCAAGAACAACAGCCACAGACUAAUAAUAAUAAUAAUGGUGGCAAGGGAAAGAAGAACAAGAAAAAGAACAAGGGAGGAGCAGGAAAUGGACACGAUUGGAAACAACUCUUGUCCAAAUCCGUCUCGGGUGUUUCGCAUUAUGGACCAUCACUCAUUGAUCACUGUCUUCUUUGGUUGGCUUCUCUCCAUCAAAUUGGUGAUCACAAUAGCCAAACAGAAGGAAAUAAGCCCAAACAGCCAAGCGAACUGAAUGAGGAAGAAUGGAAACUGGUCCAAUCGGUGCUCAAAGAAAAGGGAGAUGAAGUAUUGAACAGCUUGAAUGGAGUCGAUUCGAAGGGAUACAUCUUUUACAAACCAAAAGAUAAGAACAAGAAUGAUUCCAAUGCUGCUGAUGACUCGUCCACAAACAAAGCUGCCGCAAGUCCCAAUGCACCGACUUCCUCAUUUGACGGCAAGUUGAUUUUGGAGUUUCAACCACACAUUUUGAAGCAACAUCAACCAGACGCAAGCACUACUACAAUGAAACAUAUGGAAUAUGAUUCUUUUGACCAGGCCGUCGAUGCAUUCUUCUCGCACAUUGAAGGGCAAAAGCGAAUGAUGGGUGCCGAACGACAGCAAGCCCAGGCUCAGCAAAAGUUGGAAAGGAUCCGUCAAGAUCAGAAACAACGUGUUCAAGCUUUGGAAAUGCAACAGGAAUCACUCAAGGAACAAGCGCAGUUGGUGGAGUUUCAUGCCGACAUGGUGGAAAAGGCGAUUCAAGUUGUAAACUCGGCUCUGGACAGCGGAAUGGACUGGGACCAAUUGGAAGAUUUGGUACAAAUUGAAAAGGUUCAGAAUCAAAAUCCUGUUGCCAUGCUCAUUCACAAACUUCAGCUGGAACAAGAUGCCAUGGUGCUGAGAUUGGCCCGAGAAGGUGUCAUGUACGAAGCGGCUGGGGACGACGACGACGACGACGGCAAUGACGAUCAAAAAGAUGCUAAGACAUUGGACGUGACUGUCUCUCUCAAGGAAACGGCACAUGCCAACGCUAGUGCACUUUUUGCAAAGUAUCGAGCCAGCAAGGAGAAAUCACAAAAGACUAUAGAGGCUAGUGCCAAAGCACUGGAAGCAGCCGAAGAAAAUGCCCAGCGACAACUUCUUGAGGCACAGACUCGGAAAAAGACACUUUCACACAACAUGGCGGUCAAGCGAAAACCGCUUUGGUUCGAAAAGUUCAAUUGGUUCAUCACUUCUGACAACUAUCUAGUCAUUGGUGGACGGGAUGCCCAACAGAACGAGCAAAUUGUCAAGCGCUACUUGCGUCCAGGAGAUGCCUACCUUCAUGCCGACGUUCACGGAGCAGCCUCUUGUGUCUUGAGGGCCAAACGAAAGCGGCAGACCAAUGGGAAAACGACACCGUUGUCACUCUCGGAUCAGGCGCUGCGGGAAGCUGGGAACUUUACGAUUUGUCGGUCAUCAGCGUGGAGUUCGCGCAUGGUGACAUCGGCUUGGUGGGUCGAGUCUCAUCAAGUCAGCAAGACGGCUCCCUCUGGAGAAUACUUGACAGUUGGUUCGUUUAUGAUUCGUGGCAAGAAGACCUUCUUGCCGCCCACGCAAUUGGAAAUGGGAUUAGGGGUUCUGUUUCGGCUGGGUGAUGAUGAUGCGAUUGCCAGACACAAAAAUGAGCGACGAGACUUUGCAUUGAUGCAAAUGGAUGACCAGGAUGACUUGGAUCUUGAAAUUCCACUUUCAACGGAGAAGCCAGUCCAAGCGCCAACGGCGAAGCAGGAAGCAGUGAAAAAGGAGCCCCCGGCCUUUGUUGAGGAAAAGAAGACGGAGAAGCCUGACGACGGCGUCAACGACGAAGUUGACACGGUGUCGCCACCAAUGGCAACAGCCGCUGUGGAUGAAGCCAACAAGUCAGAAGAUUCAGGAAAAGAAGAGCCAGUAUCUGACGAUGAAGAAAAAGAAAGAGACGAGGAUGCCACCGAAACCCAGGAACCUGCACCUACAACAGCUCCGCCGCAACAAGCAAAACCCAAGAAGGGUUUGUCUGUCAAAGAGCGGAAACUAAUCCGCAAAUAUGGAUCCUUGGAAGCUGCGAAAGCGGCUGAGGAAGAGCGUGAAAAAGCACAGGCUGCCAAGAAGGCUGCUGCAACAACUCCAGCGGAGCAAAAGGCAAAGACCAAUGGUCAGACAGAGCACAAGAGAGGGAAAAAGGCGAAAUUGAAGCGCAUGGCAAAAAAAUAUGCCGAUCAAGAUGAGGAGGACCGUGAACUCGCCAUGCUUGCUCUUCACGCCGGAGAGAAAAUCAAAUCAAAUGACCAAAAAAAGGCUCCCGAAAUCAAUGAAACUGAGAAAGAAGCUGCCGCACAGACUGUGGCAAUUCUGAAGAAGGAUUCAUACAGCAUUGCACAAAAAUUGCCCGAAGAAGUCCAGGGCUAUCUAUCCAAAUGUGUCACCGUUACAAAUGGAGACGAAACAACUGUUCGUUGGGAUAAGUUUGAUGGCGAUGUCUUGGAGCAACUGGAAUCAUUUGACCUCUUGGAAGAGAAAGUUGCAGCAGCCCAGCGACUGCUAAAUCUUAAGGAAUCCACAAGAAUAGACAAUUUUUCAGCCAGUCUUGCCGGAAUCAUACGGACAAUCAAGAAAUAUGGACAUGAAGGCCUUGGGAAACAGGAAGUAUCUGAUGAUGGUAAGCGAAAGACCAAAGCCGAGAAAGAAGCUGAAAGCAAGUCGUGGAAGCAGACUCUGGCCGAGGAAGGUAUUGUUGAGGAUGAAUCGGAAGAGGAUGUUGUUGACGACACAGUCGAGCUGAAUAAGCUGACAGGCAAGCCACAUCCUGAUGACCUCAUUCUAUUUGCAGUUCCGGUUUGCGCACCCUACCAAACCCUUUCAAAGUAUGGAUAUCGCGUCAAGUUGACGCCUGGAAAUAUGAAACGUGGAAGAGCUUCGAAACAAUGCAUAGACGUUUUCUUGAAGGAAGGACAGGAGUCUGCAGUAGUAGACCGAAGUAAAGAUCUGAUACGGAAAGUUGGCGAUAGUGAAUGGGUUUCCGCAAUCUGUGGGGAUGUCAAGAUUUCAGCAGCUGGUGCUAGCAAGGCGAUGAAAAACCAAAAGAUGAAGAACAAAGGAAAAGGAAAGAAAUAG
Molecule: messenger RNA, 3960 nt
Organism: Cylindrotheca closterium
Lineage: Eukaryota; Bacillariophyta; Bacillariophyceae; Bacillariales; Bacillariaceae
Source: the annotation of a GenBank genome assembly